GGGGAAGUACAGCAUAUUGUUUUGCAGACUUUGCCUACAGCUUCUUUGCAGCGUGAGCGUAGAAUAUAUACACCCAGGAAAGCAGUUAGAGAGAGAUGGACUUCCAGAGCAGAGCUCACCCUUACCCCAUCCCAGAGGACGAAGAGGUUGCGUACAAGGUCACUUCUGAUGCUCACAACUCUGCAGGAAAUGAAGGCGAGAAACCGGUGUCAAAAUUGCAACGUAGGCACAGUGACAUAAAACUCUACAAAGAGUUUUGUGACUUUUAUGCAAGAUUCAACAUGGCAAACGCGCUUGCGAAUGCCAUCUGCGAGCGCUGCAGGGGUGGCUUUGCCCCUGCCGAGAAAAUCGUCAACAGCAAUGGUGAGCUGUACCACGAGCAGUGCUUCGUCUGCGCCCAGUGCUUUCAGCAGUUUCCCGAAGGGCUCUUCUACGAGUUUGAAGGGAGGAAGUACUGCGAGCAUGAUUUUCAGAUGCUUUUUGCCCCUUGCUGCCAUCAAUGUGGUGAGUUCAUUAUUGGUCGUGUCAUUAAAGCUAUGAACAACAGCUGGCAUCCGGAGUGCUUCCGCUGCGACAUCUGCCAACAAGUAUUGGCCGAUAUUGGAUUUGUCAAGAAUGCCGGCAGACAUCUCUGCCGUCCUUGCCAUAACAGGGAAAAAGCCAGAGGCCUGGGAAAGUACAUUUGCCAGAAGUGUCAUGCCAUUAUUGACGAACAGCCUCUCAUAUUCAAAAAUGAUCCUUAUCACCCUGAUCAUUUCAACUGUGCAAACUGCGGGAAGGAACUUACAGCUGAUGCUCGUGAGUUGAAGGGAGAAUUAUACUGCUUACCCUGCCACGACAAAAUGGGCGUCCCCAUCUGCGGGGCAUGUAGAAGACCAAUUGAAGGCCGUGUGGUGAAUGCUAUGGGCAAACAAUGGCAUGUGGAGCAUUUUGUUUGUGCAAAAUGUGAAAAGCCAUUCCUGGGUCAUCGCCAUUACGAGAGAAAAGGCUUGGCGUAUUGUGAAACCCACUACAAUCAGCUGUUUGGUGAUGUUUGUUUCCAUUGCAACCGUGUGAUUGAAGGAGAUGUUGUGUCUGCUCUGAACAAGGCAUGGUGUGUGAACUGUUUCGCUUGUUCAACUUGCAACACUAAGUUAACACUCAAGAAUAAAUUUGUUGAGUUUGAUAUGAAGCCUGUUUGCAAAAAGUGUUACGAGAAGUUUCCUCUGGAGCUGAAGAAAAGACUGAAGAAACUAGCCGAGACUUUGGGAAGGAAGUAAAGACUUCAUCCGCUCUCCCCUUCCUUUGUGAAAAUCCUACCUAUAUCGCUGGGCGGGGGGGUGGUGCUUUGAGGCCGCAGUCAGGCAGCAAGUGAUGAUGUAUGCCUUCUGUCAAACCGAC
Molecule: messenger RNA, 1380 nt
Organism: Leptosomus discolor (cuckoo roller)
Lineage: Eukaryota; Metazoa; Chordata; Aves; Leptosomiformes; Leptosomidae
Gene: LIMS1
Product: LIM zinc finger domain containing 1
Biological process (GO): positive regulation of integrin-mediated signaling pathway; cell-cell adhesion; cell-cell junction organization
Cellular component (GO): cytoplasm; focal adhesion; cell-cell junction
Source: RefSeq, a predicted model, not a curated record